AGCAGGAUGGGGGAGCCCUACAGCAAGGCAGAGACCCUUGCGCUGCGGAGGAAGCACAUCGGGCCUUCCUGUAAAGUUUUCUUUGCCAAUGACCCUCUGAAGAUAGUGCGUGCUCAGGGCCAGUAUAUGUUUGAUGAGAACGGAGAAAAAUACUUAGACUGCAUCAACAACGUUGCACACGUUGGCCACAGUCAUCCACAUGUGAUAAAGGCUGCCACAAAACAGAUGGAACUGCUCAAUACAAAUUCCCGAUUCCUGCAUGACAACCUUGUUCAGUAUGCUCAGCGUCUCACAGCUACCCUGCCAGAGAAACUCUCUGUUUGCUAUUUUGUUAACUCCGGGUCUGAAGCAAAUGAUCUUGCUUUACGGCUGGCUCGGCAGUACCACGGGCAUCAAGAUGUGAUCACCCUUGAAAAUGCUUACCAUGGCCAUGUUACAUCUCUGAUUGACAUCAGUCCCUAUAAAUUUAAUGAGCUGGAAAAGGACAGCAAGAAGGAGUUUGUGCAUGUGGCUCCCUCUCCAGAUAUCUACAGAGGAAAAUAUAGGGAAGACCACCCAGAUCCAGCAAGUGCUUAUGCUGAAGAGGUGAAAAAGAUUAUUGAAGAAACACAGAAGAACGGACGCAAGAUUGCUGCCUUCAUAGCUGAAUCCAUGCAGAGCUGUGGAGGCCAAAUAAUUCCACCUGUGGGCUACUUCCAGAAAGUGGCAAACUACGUGCAUGCCGCUGGUGGAGUAUUCAUAGCUGAUGAGGUUCAAGUUGGCUUUGGAAGAGUUGGGAAACAUUUUUGGGCUUUCCAGCUGCAAGGUGAAGACUUUGUGCCUGACAUUGUUACCAUGGGAAAACCCAUUGGCAAUGGCCACCCUAUGUCUUGUGUAGUCACAACAAGGGAAAUUGCUGACGCUUUUGGUGCCUCUGGAUUGGAAUAUUUUAAUACAUUUGGAGGCAAUCCAGUGUCUUGUGCUAUUGGUUUGGCUGUACUGGAAGUAAUAGAAAAAGAAGAUCUCCAAGGAAAUGCUACUCGUGUAGGAAAUUAUCUCCUAGAAUUGCUGACUGCACAAAAGCAAAAGCAUCCCUUAGUGGGAGAUAUCAGGGGUGUUGGAUUGUUUGUUGGAGUGGAUCUGGUGAAGGAUCUGCAAAAGAGAACACCAGCCACAGCUGAAGCUCUUCAACUUAUUUACAAGCUGAAAGAACAGCAAAUCCUUCUUAGUGCAGAUGGACCCUACAGAAAUAUACUAAAAUUUAAACCACCAAUGUGUUUCACUAUGGAAGAUGCAAAACAUGUAGUGGACAAAAUUGAUGUACUUCUCACAGAAAUGGAAGCAGCAACUGGAAUGAAGCUAGGAAAUGAUGCAUCUACAAAGGCACAGUGCAAUAGAAAAACAAAUGAAGGAAAUUCACAACCAGAGUCUGUUAAGGAAAGCAUCGGCCAUAUCAGUGGAGCUGCCUGCCGGCAAGAAAAUGGUUUUUAUUCUGAUAAACACUCAGUGCCAAGUAAAAGAAUACAAACAUGAAGAGGAGAAGUUUCCUUCUUCGGUAAAAUUUGUUUCCUGCUUGCUGUUGAGAUGAUGAGUGCAACAGUCCAAGUCCUACAAUCUGUAGGAAGCCUAGUCCUACCUUUCAUAAGCCUGUUAAAUUCUUAUUAACUUCGUUAGGUGUUUAAAGUACAUUUGCAGACAUAAGAAAAUUUCACCAAGAGGCCUGAAAUCUAGAUGUAACAGAAUGGACAUGUGAUACCUAAUUUCAGUUCCUUGAUGCUGAUUGAAGGUUUGACAUAGGCACAAAAAAAACUUAGUAAAAAUCUGUGGAUUUACUCAUGUUACACAAAAUCUGAACCAUCGCUUAACUGCCAUGCAAGCACCUCUUAACCUAUUAUGCUUAACAUGGUGUUUUAGAAUAUUUUAAAUUCCAAUAUGUAAUAUUGAGAUGUUAAUUAUUUCCCAUGUUUUAAUGGCUGAAUUCACAAAACAAUGCUUGAGAGAGAAGUCAUUAUUAUCUUCCAGUGUGGCUUAGGUCCUAUGGACCGUAUUCCCAGCCAAUGCAAAUUGAUGUAGCUUUGUUAAUGUCAAUGAUGCUCUACCAAGAGUCUACAACCGUGUAUGUGGAGACACAACGUUAAUACAAGGCACCUUCACUUCGUGUUCAAAGCAAAUGAAGAAUUUAGAUCAUAAUUUUCUAUGGAUAAAGCAACUUUUAUAGAUGAUUAUUUAUAUAAAGUAAUAUUUUAUGAAUCUUUUUGAAAGUUUAUAUAUUGAACCCUCUCAGUUCACAAAAUAUUCAAGCAGAGUAUAUGUAAUUUCAGAUACACUGAUGGAAUUUAACCUGCAGGUCUCUUGAAAAUGAGGUUCUCAGGGACAGCCUGGCUCACAUUCCCAUGGCUUUUAGAUGUUUUGAAAGUCAAAGAAACUAGUGCCUCAUCCUAUUUUAAUAGUGCUGCUAUUUUUGUCAUUGGAGAUGAAGUCACCUAUGAGUCGCACAGGAUCCUGAUACAUAAUUGGCUAUGCUAAUUUGAUAGACUACUAAAAAUGAAAGGAUCACCAGAGAGAAUUGGCGUGCCACCACUUUGCAGUCACUGCCUAUCUGUGCUACCUUCAACUUCCUGGCUGCCUUGUUAGGGCUAAAUUUCAAUGAGAACACUUAAGCCUUGCUUUUCUUUUUUAACAUGCACAACCCUACUCUAUGAAACACACUGAGGGUUUUACAAACGGUUUGUACUUCAGGGAAAAGACAAAAAUGUAUCUCCCAUUUUUUCAUAUCCCAAGUUCUGCUCUUUUGUAAUUGCUGCUAUGGACUCUACUGAUAUGACUGAAAAUUGAGCACCUUACCUAGCUUCCUAUUUUCCGCCAUGUGCUAUAUUAAUAUUGAUGUUACCUGUGUAACUUCUUCCAUCAUCAUCAAGCUGGCUUAUUUUCUAUUUCAUGAUUCUUUAAUAAUUCCCUCA
Molecule: messenger RNA, 2939 nt
Organism: Rhea pennata
Lineage: Eukaryota; Metazoa; Chordata; Aves; Rheiformes; Rheidae
Gene: ETNPPL
Product: ethanolamine-phosphate phospho-lyase
Exons: 13
Coding region: 7-1512 (501 amino acids)
Molecular function (GO): ethanolamine-phosphate phospho-lyase activity; pyridoxal phosphate binding; transaminase activity
Source: RefSeq, a predicted model, not a curated record